CCUUGUCAAGAAAAUUAAGAAGGGAAACGCUAAACCCUAAACCCUAAUCCCUUCCAAGCUAAUUAAUCGAAGUUCAUGGCCACCACAGUGAAGAAGCAAAGCCUAGGCCGCCAAAAGAUCGAGAUCAAGAAAAUAGAAAACAAAAGCUCUCUAGAAGUUACUUUCACAAAGCGUCGCAAAGGUCUUUUUAACAAGGCUAGUGAGCUCUGCGUCCUAACCGGAGCUGAGGCAGCAGUUAUUGCAUUCUCUCCCGGCAAGAAGGCCUUUGCCUUUGGAUUUCCCUCUGUGGACACCGUUAUAGACCGCUAUAUAAGCGAAAAUACAGAAGAGGGAAGAUCAGUACUGAAUACAAGUGCUAGUCAUCAUCGAGUGGUCCAGGAGAGCAGGAAGCAAUAUGCAGAGGCCCUCGCAAAGAAGGAGGAGGAAAAGAAGCGAGUGGAGACAAUGAAAGAAGGUGGGAAAGUUGGGUUUGGACGGGAUAGUUUUUGGUGGGAUCUGAGUAUAGAAGACAUGGGAUUGGAGGAGCUUGAGCGGUAUGUGGCUUCAAUGGAAGAGCUUAAGAAGAAUGUUGGAAUUAGGGUUGAUGAGUUGGAGAAGGCAAGCAACUCUCCAUCCAGAUUCUUGGAUUUGGAUUCCGGCCUCAACGCAAAUUAAGGGUGUAUAUAUAUAU
Molecule: messenger RNA, 670 nt
Organism: Populus euphratica (Euphrates poplar)
Lineage: Eukaryota; Viridiplantae; Streptophyta; Magnoliopsida; Malpighiales; Salicaceae
Product: agamous-like MADS-box protein AGL61
Exons: 1
Coding region: 76-654 (192 amino acids)
Biological process (GO): regulation of transcription by RNA polymerase II
Molecular function (GO): RNA polymerase II cis-regulatory region sequence-specific DNA binding; protein dimerization activity; DNA-binding transcription factor activity, RNA polymerase II-specific
Source: RefSeq, a predicted model, not a curated record